This is a messenger RNA of Iphiclides podalirius (scarce swallowtail), 729 nucleotides long. NCBI's taxonomy places the organism in Eukaryota, Metazoa, Arthropoda, Insecta, Lepidoptera, Papilionidae. The record is from the annotation of a GenBank genome assembly.
AUGUAUCGGCCGAACUUCUACGAGAGCACGUGCUUCCGGUGCAGCGAGAUCGUGUACCAGGUGGACCGCGUUGGGCCGCUGAAGGACUUCACGUUCUUCCACAGCGGAUGCUUCAAGUGCGCGGUGUGCGGCACCAAGUUGACCUUGAAAACGUACUACAACAACCAGCACUGGACCGAGGACAAGGAGGUCUACUGCUCGAGUCACGUACCCAAAAUCGGCCCCGGCCACCUGGACAACUCGUCGGUGGGCAUCCGAAGCGCCCUCAACGUGCCGCGCAGUAACAAUUACGUCAACGAGCAGAUACGCGGCCACGCGCGCAAUAGCCACGACAGCGAGUAUAAUAUUUCAAGAGCGGAUGUAUACGUGUCGCCAACGCGCGCCACAAAUGGAGGCAGCGUGCACGCCUCACCCGCGCGGGAACUCUCCCGUGACACACCCGAUUACCAAUAUGGCCGCUUCGACGCCAGUGCCUUGCACAUUGCUCACGCGCUCAAGCAGACGGAACUGCAGAAGGCCUACCACAGGCCCAGGGAGAAACCGAUCGACUGCUAUUUGAUCAGUCGCAUACCUUCUUCACCGGCUAGAACAGAUCGCGUGACUGCCGACUGCGAAGAAUGUGGGGAAGCUGGCGCAAAUCAUGAGCUCCCAGCGACUGGUUGCAUCUGGAUGCGUAUUGCUCUGUGCUUAGCUGGUAACAAUAUAAUGUCCGCAGAGGCGCCCAAAAUC